Xenopus laevis (African clawed frog) is the source of this 3359-nucleotide messenger RNA. It is a transcript of the gene dmp1.L, whose product is annotated as kinesin-related protein 4. The transcript has 6 exons. The record is from RefSeq and is a predicted model, not a curated record. Bases 105 to 3269 code for a protein of 1054 amino acids. Lineage: Eukaryota; Metazoa; Chordata; Amphibia; Anura; Pipidae.
ACUUUAAAUUAUGAUGACAAGAAAAUAUAUUACUCCAUGUCUAGUAUUGUCCAGAUGAAGGUUACCUGCAUCAAGCUUUACUGGAACAUACUCCAUAUUUACAGAUGCUAAAAGUGACCAUGAAGACUGUAUUUAUUUGCAUCUGCCUCUCAAGUCUUGUCUGGGCUUUUCCUAUUCAUGAGUCUCAAUCCGAAAGCUCAGAAAUUGUUGAGACAGACAGUAGAUCAUCAGAAUCCAGCAUCCAGAGUACUGAACAGAAGUAUUAUUCAAGGAAAGGCAUAACUUCCCAAUAUAAGGAAGAAGAUAUUAGUGGGACUGAUGAUGUAGCCACUGAUGACCAUGAUUUGACUGCUGUUUCAGCUGCAGUUGCUGGUGUAGGCCACUCAGUCGAGGCCUCAGAGGAAGAUGAACAGAUAACAGAACAGCUCACUCUGGGAACAGAUGAUACCAGUAAAGACAUUACGCAGACUGUAUGGGAGCAAAGUGAAACAGACAGUAUACCCCAUGCCGGAGCAGAUAUGACAGAAAGUGAAGAUCAAGCUGAGAAUGGCAGUAGCACUCAUUCAGAUGAUGCACAUCUAGAUACCACUGAUUUAGCUAUGAGUGCUGAUAAUGAUGAUAGUGAGGAUGAUGAGGAUAAUGAUUAUGAUGCUCCAAAUAUAUCUAGUGCCCACAACAGUGAUGCAAUUGUUGGAAAACAAAAUGAACACAAUGAUGACUAUGACAAUGAUGUAAUUGUCAAGAGUGGGGAAAGUAAACAGAGUAAAGACAAUUUCAACUGUGGUGAUAACAGCAAAGAAAAUGGUGAUAAUGAAAACACUAAAACUAGCCAAGAGCACAGCUAUGAAUGUGAUAUUGAAGCAAUGCAAAAUGAUGAUUCAAAUCCAUUGCUGCAUAGCUCCAGUGAUUCUAGCAUAAAUCUAGACUUAACUGUCAGUACAUCAAAAGAAAAGAGGACAAAUAUCAGUAGGAAGAAAAAAUCAAGAAAAGGCAUAAAUCAAAAGCAGUCCAAAGGAUUUGCCAAGAACAAAGUCAAGCACAUAUCAAAUAAUAAAGACAUGGGAAAGCUUGGUAGCAAAUCUGUAGAGGACCAUCUGAAUUCUGAUGAUACACAUAGCUUAGAAAACAGAGAUUCAACACUACAAGGAAGUAUGUUUAAAUUUCAUACCAAAUUUGAAAAACAGGUAAGUAUUUCCGUUGAAGAUACUCACUCAGAUGAAGAUAUCACUCCCCAAACCAAGGAUGCAAGUCACUCAAAAGAUGAAAUCAAAUUUAAACAAUAUUUUACCCCACCCAAGGAAUCCAACAGCAGGUCAAAAGAGGUGAUCAGUCAUUCAAAGGAGGAUGUUGUACAAUCAAAGGAAGAUGCUUCUCAAUCUCACGAGGAUGCAAGUCACUCAGAAGAACAUGUAAGCCUCUCAAAAGAGUUUGGAACUCAAUCUAAGGAAAGUAGUAGCACAUCUAAAGAGAUCCAAGAGCCAGGCACUCAAUACAAAGAGAGUAGGAGCACAUCAAAAGAGAUCAACCAGUUAACACAGUAUGCACUGCAACCAAAGAAAGAUGUGACUCUAUCAAAUGAGGAUUUGAAUCCCUCAGAAGAACAUGUAAGCAUAUCAAAAGAGUUUAGAACGCAAUCUAAGGAGAGUAGUAGCACAUCUAAAAAGAUCCAUGAGCCAAACACUCAAUCCAAGGAGAGUAGGAGCACAUCUAAAGAGAUCCAAGAGCCAGAUACUCAAUCCAAGGAGAGUAGGAGCACAUCAAAAGAGAUCCAAGAGCCAGACACUCAAUCCAAGGAGAGUAGGAGCACAUCAAAAGAGAUCCAAGGGUCAGACACUCAAUCCACGGAGAGUAGCACAUCAAAAGGGAUCAACCAGUUAACACAGUAUGCACUGCAACCAAAGAAAGAUGUGAGUCUAUCAAAUGAGGGUUUGAAUCCCUCAGAAGAACAUGUAAGCAUGUCAAAAGAUUUUAGAACUCAAUCUAAGGAGAGUAGUAGCACAUCUAAAGAGAUCCAAGGGCCAGAUACUCAAUCCAAGGAGAGUAGGAGCACAUUAAAAGAGAUCCAAGAGCCAGAUACUCAAUCCAAGGAGAGUAGGAGCACAUCAAAAGAGAUCCAAGAGCCAGAUACUCAAUCCAAGGAGAGUAGGAGCACAUCAAAAGAGAUCCAAGGGUCAGACACUCAAUCCACGGAGAGCAGCACAUCAAAAGGGAUCAACCAGUUAACACAGUAUGCACUGCAACCAAAGAAAGAUGUGAGUCUAUCAAAUGAGGGUUUGAAUCCCUCAGAAGAACAUGUAAGCAUAUCAAAAGAGUUUAGAACUCAAUCUAAGGAGAGUAGUAGCACAUCUAGAGAGAUCCAAGGGCCAGAUACUCAAUCCAAGGAGAGUAGGAGCACAUCAAAAGAGAUCCAAGAGCCAGACACUCAAUCCAAGGAGAAUAGUAGCACAUCAAAAGAGAUCCAAGGGUCAGACACUCAAUCCAAGGAGAGUAGCACAUCAAAAGGGAUCAACCAGUUAACACAGUAUGCACUGCAACCAAAGAAAGAUGUGAGUCUAUCAAAUGAGGAUUUAAAUCACUCAGAAGAACAUAUCAGCAUGUCAAAAGAGCAUAUGUCACAAUCUAAAGAGAUCAGUGAGUCCAAAGAGGACAUUAGACACUCAGUAGAGUCUGAAGAAGACACCACUAAAUCAAAUGAGGAUACAAUUCACUCAGAGGAAGAGGUUACUCAUUCAUCAGAAGAAGUUAGCCUGAUUAAACAAACUCAGAGUAACUCAAAGGAGAGUGAGAGGCUAAAAACAGGUGCUAAAACACAUAAUAACAGUCAAUCAAGGGAAGAUAUGAGCACAGAAUCAGAGGAAAUUCCUGACACUAACUCAAAACAGAGUGCUAGCAAAUCAGAGGAAACUGAUGACACACUAGAACAACUUCAAAGCCGUGAAUCAACAGAGAUGAGAUCCAUUGUGCUUGGAAACGGCACAGUGCAUGACAGUAAAUCCUCCAGCAAGUCAAAAGAACAUUUCAGUGUUUCUAGAGAAGACUCUACCAGCAAUUCAGUUUAUGACACCAAAGAAAACAUAACUGAAGAGGAUGAUGAAAGCAAUUCUAGAGAAAGUGCAGAAUCAAGAGAAGAGAGACCUAAUGAUUCCAGUGAGUCUGAAGAGGACGUGAGAGCAUCAAUAAGCAAUGAAAUUGAUAGCAGAAGAUUAAUGUUUGAUAUGAAUCGACGUAAAGCCAUAGGAAAUGAUAAUGACUGCCAAGAUGGUUACUAGAAUAUAAAUGAAGCCCUAGAGCAGGGAUCCCCAACCUUUUGAACCCAUGAGCAACAUUCAGAAGUAAAAGGAGUUGGGGAGCAACACAUG